Molecule: messenger RNA, 591 nt
Organism: Paramecium tetraurelia
Lineage: Eukaryota; Ciliophora; Oligohymenophorea; Peniculida; Parameciidae
Exons: 2
Source: RefSeq, a predicted model, not a curated record
AUGAUUAGAAGAUAAAAUUCACUACCUGAAAUCCUCUCUAUUCUCUAGGAGAAAAAGAAGGCGCAAAUUGAACAAUAACAACCUGCUUAAGUACCAGAAUAAGAACCUUAGCCAGUCUUCAAAUAUGUUUUACAUGAACACCAAGAAAGAAUUCAAUUAGCCAAGAUGUUUUAUUAGAAUCUAAAGAAAAGAUCAAUAGCAAGAAAUGUCAAUGAAAUCAAAAGCAUGGCUACUUUAAAUGGGUUUCAGUUAAAACAAGGCUAGGUUUUAAGAUAAAAACUAUAUGUUGAAUAAAAUUAAAGAUAAGAAAAUCCUCAAAUAUACUUAUGUCCAACACAGAAGAUACUUCCAUAAAGAACUAGUCCUAUUAAAACCAAUUAAAGAACUUCUCCAUAAUAAAGAUCAAGAGCAAUCACUACUAAAAGCAGUUUCCAUCUCAAGAGUACGGACCUAACAAAAAAUGAAAGCAUGAUCUCUUUGAAAAAGUGCUAGGAAGAAAAACCAAAGGUCAAAACUCGAUAAGUUGAUGAAGUCAAAGGUUAAACUAAAUUAUUCACAAUAGUGUACAAAUCAUUGAAAUAGCAAAGCUGA